Messenger RNA from Eleginops maclovinus (Patagonian blennie), 4228 nucleotides. It is a transcript of the gene ptpro, whose product is annotated as protein tyrosine phosphatase receptor type O. Gene Ontology annotation, biological process: negative regulation of canonical Wnt signaling pathway; regulation of glomerular filtration; axon guidance. Gene Ontology annotation, cellular component: GABA-ergic synapse; glutamatergic synapse; plasma membrane. Bases 233 to 3919 code for a protein of 1228 amino acids. The record is from RefSeq and is a predicted model, not a curated record. The transcript is spliced from 27 exons. Lineage: Eukaryota; Metazoa; Chordata; Actinopteri; Perciformes; Eleginopidae. Gene Ontology annotation, molecular function: cadherin binding; Wnt-protein binding; protein tyrosine phosphatase activity.
CCCCCCCCCUGCCCCCCCUCCUCAGGGCGGGGCUUCUCUCCGGCUCCAUCCUCUCACGGACCCCGAGAUCAGCUCCUCUCAGGCGGCGGCGCGCAGCCGGAGCCCGGCCUCUUCCUCCAGCAUCUCUAGUACCGAGAGCAGAGCCUGAUAUCAGACCGAAGAAGAAGCGCAGGAUGCGGCUGAGGAGGAGGCAGAGCGGCCGCUGAUCCGCGGACUCAUCGCCAUUGUUUGGAUGCAGAGAGAGAGAAGGACCCGGAUGAGAGACAGCAUGCCCCCCCCACUGCUGCUAACCCUGCUCUGUCUGCAGCUCCUCUCCAGGAGCGCGUUGGCGUUCCAGGCGUCGGUGAACGAUGACGGUCGGAUCGUGGCGACCCUUGAGCACUCGGAUCUUCAUGAGAACGUGACGGCGUACGCUGCUCAGAUCUCCGGAGGAUCUCGGCCGAUCGUCGUGCAGUUUGUGAACGUCAGUGAGCUGCAGGUCAACACGUCGGUGCACGGCCUGUGCUACAGCGUCAGCCUGCUGCUGAAGGCCGGGCAGGACGGCUGGUCCAAACCCGUCAGGACCAUCCCCGUACUCACCAAGCCUCUUCCCGUGCACAGUGUGCACAUCUGGGACUACAGAGAGUCUCCAGAGACCGGCGUGGUGUUCCAGCUGCAGCCACCAGAGGGCAGCGUCUUCAGCCGAGUCAACAUCAGCUACAGCGAGGGGGAGGAGCCACGCUACAUGCUAUAUAAAGACUUCCACAAGGGGAAGACGGUGUUCAGGCACUGGUUACCUGGCGUGUGUUACAGGAACAUCACCUUCAUGCUCAUCUCAGAGGCCACCAUCUCCCAGCAUGCACUGCUCUCACACAGCGAGGUCACGCACACUCCGCUACACCACAGGACAGUUCCGUUCCCCCCCCUCAACAUCUCCCAUAAGAUCGUCCACCUGAGCCAGAGGAUGCUGCGGGAUGAACCCCCCGAGGAUGAGCUCCGUCUGGCCCCCCGCCGAGCCCGGGACGUCCCCCUGCUGGAGGAGGAGACUCUGGAGGAGGGUCAGCCUUCAGACGUGGAGGAGGUCACGGAGGCUCCAUUCAGCCCCACACACAACCUGACAGGCUACAACCUGACGACGGAGGGGGCGUGGCCUGACCUGACUGCCCCCCCACAGGAGGAGGAAGAGGAGGAGUUUGUGAACGCCGUGGUGUCUGAGUAUGAAGACUCCAAUGAGCCCGGAUCCGCCAUGGACCUCCCUGCCCUCCCCCUCGACGCCUCGGUGUUGCCCACUCCGCUGCCCCCCCUCCUGCUGGAGCUGCGCUGGCUGCCCCCCCGACCCCCCACUAGCUACGACGGCUUCAACAUUUACAUUUACAGAGAUGGUAACUCCACAGAGACGGCCACGGUGGACGAGAACACUCACGAGUUCUUCACCGAGUUAACGGAGCCGGGAACGUACCGAGUCCACGUGAAAACGCUCAGCGCCGUCGGGGACUGCGAGCCGCGAGAGAGCACCGCCGACACCCUGUUCACCUUCUACCUCAGCCCUGCAGGUGAUCUCCUGGAGGAUCUCCGGGAGCGUCCUCAGGCCGUCAGCGUCCGGCUGCUGGACUCCAGCACCGCCGCCGUCUCCUGGGCUGCUUCCUCCGAGAAACACAACGGCAGCCUGGUGUCGGUGGUCUCCACAACCUGCAGGAGACCCAGCCUCAGCCAGAGGAUGGAGAACACCUACUGCACCCAGGAGAACUCUUCGAGUGACUUGAUCACGAACCUGACCCCCGGUGCUCAGUAUCGGGUGGUGGUCUAUCACACCAACGGACCCCUGUUGAGCCCCCCCUCUGAGCCUGUUAUCAUAGAUAUAGAGCCCACCGGGGUGCAGGAGCUGGCGGUCUACCCGCUUAGCCCCACGGCGGUGAUCCUGAGCUGGCAGCGUCCGUACCACGUCUCCUUCAGGAAGUACAUCCUGCAGACCUUCUUCUUCAACCCCGUCACCCUCGCCUCCGAGUGGACCACCUACUACGAGAUCGCCGCCACCGCCUCAGUCAUCGCUUCCGUGAGAGUGACUGAUCUGCUUCCUGCCUGGUAUUAUAAUUUCCGUGUUUCCAUGGUGACGUGGGGCGACCCCCCCCUCAGCUGCUGCGACAGCUCCACGGUCAGCUUCGUCACAGCCCCGGAGGCGCCCCACAUCUCGUCGGUGGACUACUCCCACGGCGUCCUCUACGUUCGCUGGACGUACGGCGAGCUCUUCAUCGACCUCUCUCACUCCCACAUGCUGCACUGGACGCUGCUGGCCGUCGGGAAGAAAGGCCCGGAGCGAAGCUUCUCCAUCGACGUGACCCGUAACGUGAUGCGGGCCGGCCUCCCGCUGCCCCCCGGAGAUAUCUACAACUUGACGGUGACAGCGUGCACCGAGCGGAGCCGGAACACAUCCAUCCCUCACAUCAUCAAACUGGAGCCGGCCGCUCCUCGCUCUCUGUUCGCAGUGAACGCCUCACACACCUCCGUCACGCUGCUCUGGACCGAGGACGGGGUCGUGGACUUCUACCAGAUCCUCUGCAGAGACAACCAGCCGGGCCGCCAUCUCAAGUCCCGGGAGCCUCAGACGGCGAGCUCUCACGUGGUGACGGUUUCCGAUCUGCAGCCGGCAUCCUCCUACAACUGCUCCAUCACCAGCUUCAGCUACAACACCCCCAGCAAGCCCGCCCACAUCACCAUCAGAACCACCUCUAAAGAGAUGAACCCCAGUGUAGCGGCAAUCUCGGCUCUGACCAUCCUCAGCAUCCUGCUGCUCAGUAUGCUCGUCCUCUUCCUGCUCGUCCUUCGCAAGAAACACCUGCAGAUCACCAGAGAGUGUGGCGCCGAGACGUUCGUUAACUUCGCCUCGUUUGAGAGGGACGGGAAGCUGCCCUAUAACUGGCGAAGAAGCCUCUUUGCCUUCCUUACCCUCCUGCCAUCCUGCCUUUGGACUGACUAUCUUUUGGCUUUUUAUAUUAAUCCUUGGAGCAAGACAGCUUUAAAGAAGCGGAAACUAACCAGUCCCGUGCAGCUGGACGACUUCGAGGCGUACUUCAGAGAGAUGAGCAAAGACUCUGCCUACAAGUUCUCCCUGCAGUUUGAGGAGCUGAAGAGCGUGGGUCUUGAUCUGUCCCAUGAUGCAGCUGACCUGCCCGUCAACCGUCCGAAGAACCGAUACACAAACAUCCUGCCCUACGACUUCAGCCGUGUGAAGCUGAUCUCGCUGCACAACGACGAAGGGUCGGACUACAUCAACGCCAACUACAUCCCCGGCUAUAAGACCACCCAGGAGUACAUCGCCACGCAGGGGCCGCUGCCGGAGACCCGUAAUGAUUUCUGGAGGAUGGUCCUGCAGCAGAAGAGCGCCAUCAUCGUGAUGCUGACGCAGUGCAGCGAGCGCCGCCGGGUGAAGUGCGAUCACUACUGGCCGUUCACAGACGAGCCGGUGAUGUACGGCGAGGUCAGCGUGGAGAUGCUGUCGGAGAGUGAGGCUCCGGAGUGGAUCAUCCGCAAGUUCAGGCUGGGAUACGCGGACGAGUCUCAGGACGUGCUGCACCUGAACUACACCUCGUGGCCGGAUCACGGCGUGCCGACGGUGAACGCCAUCGAGAGCAUCCUGCAGUUCGUGCACAUCGUGCGUCAGCAGGCCAACCGCAGCAAGCAGCCCGUCAUCGUGCACUGCAGUGCAGGGGUGGGCCGGACCGGCACCUUCAUGGCUCUGGACCGCCUCAUGCAGCACAUCAGAGAGCACGAGUUCGCCGACAUCCUGGGGAUGGUCUCUGAGAUGAGGUCGCACCGGCUGUCCAUGGUGCAGACCGAGGAGCAGUACGUGUUCAUCCAUCAGUGUGUGCUGCUGAUGUGGCAGAAGAAGAAGCAGCAGAGCCUCACCUCCGACGUGAUCUACGAGAACGCCAGCAAGACAUAGACCUGGAGCCCUGCAACGCUGCGAUCACGCCCCCCCUCCUGAGCUUCAGGCCUCCAUCCCUCCAUCAUCACAGACUCAACGGCCACAAAAAGAAAAAAAUAAUCCAGUUUUUGGUUUUGGUGUCAGAGCAUGGGAUGGAAUUUUGCCUUAAGGAGCCUGACUGACCGCUGCCGGGGGGGUCAGAGGAUAACGAGCUCCGUCCUGUGAUUGGAUGUUCGUCCUCUCAGCGAGACGAGUCGGUGUGAGUCAGCAGUUUUUCAUUCCUACGUCUUUUUUUUGUUGCCCCCCCCCCCCCCUCCAGCUGCAGCC